This is a messenger RNA of Saccostrea echinata, 1911 nucleotides long. Its product is annotated as iduronate 2-sulfatase-like. The coding region runs from base 166 to 1851 and encodes 561 amino acids. NCBI's taxonomy places the organism in Eukaryota, Metazoa, Mollusca, Bivalvia, Ostreida, Ostreidae. The transcript is spliced from 8 exons. Gene Ontology annotation, molecular function: iduronate-2-sulfatase activity. The record is from RefSeq and is a predicted model, not a curated record.
AUGUUUGUGCAAAAUGAGUUUGUCCACCAGAGUAAUUCAAACAACUGAGAAGUAUCACGGAAAUACUUAAAGAAAUGCACUCAUAAUCACUUUGAAUCAUUCACGAAGACCCCAUGGCAAAUCGGCGGAUGAUAAGUAACUCCAAAGAACAGCUGUAGGAUAGACAUGUCACUGUUGGUACAGUGCAGAAAUUGGAUGGUUGCAUUCAUCUGGAAUUUCAUAAUUUCCGUCUGGAUGUCCAGUCAAAUGAUAUGUUGUGGAAGACCAAAUAUUUUACUCAUUGUUUUGGAUGAUUUCCGACCUAUUCUACAAAGUUAUGGAAACCAGUUGCUAAAGGCUCCUAACAUGGAUAAAUUAGCAAGGGACUCGGUAGUCUUUACUAAAGCAUUUGCUCAACAAGCCCUUUGUGGACCCAGCAGGACUUCAUUUCUAACAAGUCGUAGGCCAGACACGACAAAACUCUGGGAUGUACAUUAUUACUGGCGAAAAUCUUCUGGUAACUACACAACUCUGCCACAGUACUUCAAAGAAAAUGGGUAUCAUACAGAAUCCUUUGGAAAAAUAUUUCAUCCAGGAAUAGUUUCAGGAAAGACCACAGAUUAUCCCUACAGCUGGUCUGUUCCUCCAUAUUUACCGUCAACAGAACAAUACCGCAUGAAAAGGGUCUGCCCUGGUCCACAAGGCAAGCUACAGAUGAAUAUUGUUUGUCCAGUGAAUGUCUCCACACAGCCAGAACAGACUCUACCAGAUAUCCAAUCAACACAGCAUGCUAUACAAUUCAUAGAAAAUUGGACCAAUCAGAGCAAACCAUUCUUUCUGGCUCUUGGGUACCACAAACCUCACAUCCCAUUUAAAUUUCCAGAGGAGUUCCUAAAAUUCUACCCCAUAGAGGAUAUCAAACUAGCCAAGUACCCCACCAAACCCCCAGGACUACCCUCCGUAGCCUGGAAUCCAUGGGCUGAUCUGAGAGAAAGAGAUGAUGUUAAGAGUCUUAAUGUUAGUUUUCCUUAUGGCCCAGUUCCUGACUACUUCCAGAAGAAGAUGAUUCAGAGUUACUAUGCCUCAGUGACCUACAUAGAUGACCUUUUGGGUCAUGUGCUGACUGCCUUACACAAGAAUGGCUUCACCAAAAACACUAUCACUGUACUUCUUGGAGAUCAUGGUUGGGCCCUCGGUGAGAACCAAGAAUGGUCCAAGUUCAGUAAUUUUGAGGUGGCCACUCAAGUACCUUUGUUGGUGUCAGUACCAGGAUUGACCUUUGACCUUCUCCAUAGACCUCCUCAACAUAUCUCUUUAUCCAAAAUGGCAGACAGUAAAUAUCAGAGCACAGAUGGUCUUGUAGAACUGGUAGACAUUUUUCCUUCUCUUGUGGAACUUGCAGGACUGCCCGUCUUAAAGACCUGUCCACAGAGUUCCUUUAAUAUAACACUGUGUACAGAAGGACACAGCUUUGUGCCUUUGAUAAGAAAUGCUACAAAACCAGACAUUUAUCCUCCCCUGACUAGCUGGAAGUCUGGAGUAUUUAGUCAGUAUCCCCGUCCAAGUCUGAAGCCUCAGGAGAACAGUGAUCAACCAAAGGCAGUGGACAGCAGGAUCAUGGGCUACUCCUUAAGAUCCAAGAAUAGCAGAUACACAGAAUGGAUUCAGUUUUAUCCCAACAACUUCACAAUUAACUGGAACAAAGUAUUUGCCAGGGAGCUGUAUUUACAUGACACAGAUCCAGAAGAACAUUACAAUGUUGCCUCUUUUCCUUCAUACCAACCUAUUGUACAUAAACUGUCUGUAAAACUGAGACAAGGCUGGAGAGCAGCACUGCCACAAAACUUCAAGUAUAUCUCCUCAUUCAAUUAAGAAAUAAAUAACAAGUUUGAAAACUUCACUGGGAAAUGAAGUGGGUCGGUCACAUGAUCA